AUGGCUUGCCGCAGCUGCAGCUCGAGCCUCGGCCGGCUGCCACGGCGGCCGGUGCCGUCUCUGCGACAGCAACAGCCCUUUGUCGAAUCAACACCACGGUCCGUCGUGUCCGCAUCCACAUCCUCGCCAGCACGACCACCACCACCACCACCGUCAUGCGCGCGCGGCCUCCACACCACACCAGCGGCGCGUCACCUGCAACAGCAGCAGCAGCAGCGGCCCAAGGCCAGCGGCAGUGAUUCUGCUGCUGCCGCCACAAAGGAGGAAGGAGCCGGAGGCUUCGCCCAGCGCCUCGCCAGCAAGUUCGCGUCGGCGGUGCGGCGGCCGGGAGACGAGUCGAUCAAGUCGGCCGUGGUGGGUUCCUACGCCUCGUACAAGGCCACAGAGCGCCUCGCCGCGGCCUGCGCCCACCAGGCCGACUACUCCAUCAGCGCGGCCGACCGCAAGGCCGAGACGGUGCCGACGGCGGCUGAUGGCGAGGAGAUUGGCGUGGGCGGCGGUGGCGUGUGGCACAAGGACUUCGACCUCCCCCCGACCUUCAGCACGUGGGCGCAGGUUAGCAUGCUGCACAUGUAUCUGUUAGUGGUGCGCAUGCGGUGCGUCGACGACCGCGACGUGCACGCGCGGUGGCAGUCGCAGCUGGUCGACCACUUCUUCGCGGCGGCCGAGGAGCGCAUGGUGGUGGCGCACGCCAUGGCGUCGGGCGGCGUGCGCCAGCGCUUCCUGCGCGACCUGUUCGUGCAGUGGCGCGGGCUGCUGCUGGCCUACGACGAGGGCCUCGUCCGCGGCGACGCCAUGCUCGCCUCGGCCGUCUGGCGCAACCUGUACAAGGCCCGCGCCGACGUGGAUUUGCGUGCGCUUGCGGCGGUCGUGAGCUGGAUUCGUGCCUGUUUGGUUCAGUUCGAGCGCAUGGAUGAUGUUGAGCUGCUUACGGGAGGCGAGCGCGUCUUUGCCGAGGUUCCUGCUGGCGCAGAGCUGGCUACGGUGGAUAGGCUCGCCACGGGGCUGUCGUCGUCGGCGGCUGCUGUGCCUGAGUCUGCCGCUGGCGCUGCGGUCAAGAAAUAA
Lasiosphaeria miniovina is the source of this 1065-nucleotide messenger RNA. RefSeq names its product ubiquinol-cytochrome C chaperone-domain-containing protein. Gene Ontology annotation, biological process: mitochondrial respiratory chain complex III assembly. NCBI's taxonomy places the organism in Eukaryota, Fungi, Ascomycota, Sordariomycetes, Sordariales, Lasiosphaeriaceae. The coding region runs from base 1 to 1065 and encodes 354 amino acids. The record is from RefSeq and is a predicted model, not a curated record. The transcript is spliced from 2 exons. Gene Ontology annotation, cellular component: mitochondrion.